UGAUGAGUAAUGAAAAAAUUGAUUUAUUAAUUGAUUCAAGAAGUUAAGCAACAUGAAGGUUGUGCUGUGAACAGAUCUGAAUAAAAAUAUUAACAAGCAAGAAGUUAAUCUCGUCCGAAUUGGUACCUUUAUUCUAUUGAUGGAUGAUGCCAAAUCAAAUCCAAAACUAACCUUAUUACCUCUUAUUGCUCUAAUCUUCUACGAAGUCUCCGGCGGUCCAUUCGGAGUUGAGGAUUCUGUUAGUACCGGCGGUGGUCCUCUUCUAUCCUUACUCGGUUUCUUCCUUUUCCCUCUCAUUUGGAGCGUCCCUGAAGCUCUCGUCACCGCCGAACUUGCCACUGCUUUCCCUCACAACGGUGGCUAUGUUCUUUGGAUAUCCUCUUCUUUUGGUCCCUUUUGGGGUUUUCAACAAGGUUUUUGGAAAUGGUUCAGUGGUGUUAUGGACAAUGCUCUUUAUCCUGUUUUGUUUCUUGAUUACUUGAAACAUUCUUUUCCUAUUUUUAAUCUUAUGUUAGCCCGAAUUCCUGCUCUCUUAGGGAUCACUUUUUCUCUUACUUAUUUGAAUUACAGAGGUCUUCACAUUGUUGGUUUCUCUGCUGUUGUUUUAACCAUUUUUUCACUUUUACCCUUUCUUGCUAUCUUUGUUCUUUCUGUUCCCAAAAUCAGACUAAGCCGAUGGUUUGUUGUCGAUUUUAAUAAGGUCAAUUGGCGUGGUUACUUCAAUAACAUGUUUUGGAAUUUGAAUUAUUGGGAUAAGGCUAGUACACUUGCUGGAGAGGUUGAUAAUCCAAGUAAAACCUUUCCUAAAGCACUUUUUUGGGGGUUGCUUUUGGUGGUCUGUUCGUAUUUGAUUCCGUUGCUAGCAGGAACUGGUGCUUUGAGUUCCCCUCCAACUGAAUGGGCUGAUGGUUAUUUUUCUGAAGUCGGGAUGUUGAUUGGUGGUUUUUGGCUUAAACUGUGGAUUCAAGCUGCCGCUGCCAUGUCUAACCUUGGAUUGUUUGAAGCAGAAAUGAGUAGUGAUGCUUUUCAACUUCUUGGAAUGAGCAAGAUGGGAUUGCUUCCAGCUGUAUUCUCAUCAAGGUCUAAGUAUGGAACGCCGACUAUUAGCAUUUUGUUCUCUGCAACUGGAGUUAUCUUCUUGUCAUGGAUGAGCUUUCAGCAAAUACUGGAGUUCCUCAAUUUCUUAUAUGCUAUAGGAAUGCUUCUUGAGUUUGCAGCUUUUAUAACUUUGAGAUUGAAGAAGCCAAAUCUUUAUAGACCUUUCAGAGUUCCGUUCCAAACAUUUGGGGCGGCCAUGCUUUGUUUGCCUCCUGCUCUGUUACUUAUUCUUGUUAUGUGUCUCGCUUCUUUGAGAACGUUCUUUGUAAGUGGAGCGGUAGUGAUCGUUGGAUUUAUCUUGUACCCUAUCUUGGUUCAAGCCAAGAAUAAAAAUUGGUUACUGUUUGAAGCGGAACAACUGUCAUCACCUUCCAAUGGUUGGCAUUCAAUUGAUUCAGAACUGGUUGGUCAUGAAAACAAGGACACAGAGCUUCCUAUGAGCUCACCAUUGCCUAUGGUGGAAGAAGAAUUGUCUUUAAUGGAAAGUGAUUCUAAUCCAAAGUAGAGGGUCUUGUCUUGACGUAUUUUUCAUAGAAAAUUCACAUUAGAUUGUUGAAUAUUAUGGUCUUCAUAGACUUUAUUAAGGUAGCAAGAGAUGGACACGGUUUUCCAUUAUACUGUUGAUUCAAGUAUUGAGAGGGGCCACUGUAAAACAGAUAUUCAAAGAGUAGAAGCAGAGUUCUGUAGGAUGGCUGAAUAGUGAAAAGAGCAUGACCAAAUCUUGUUUGUUGUACCUUGCUUAUAUUUUACAUUUGUUAUUACAAUCAAUUUAACAAAGAAUUAUAAUUAUUUUCUAUCAAUGAAAAUUCUUAUCAGUUACAACAUGUUUGUUUCUGCA
Molecule: messenger RNA, 1936 nt
Organism: Medicago truncatula (barrel medic)
Lineage: Eukaryota; Viridiplantae; Streptophyta; Magnoliopsida; Fabales; Fabaceae
Product: probable polyamine transporter At3g19553
Exons: 2
Coding region: 140-1603 (487 amino acids)
Biological process (GO): transmembrane transport
Cellular component (GO): membrane
Molecular function (GO): transmembrane transporter activity
Source: RefSeq, a predicted model, not a curated record